CUCUAUUUACCAAUUGUUUCAGUCUCUCUCUCUCUCUCCUUUACAAAGCCUCAAUCUUCGCUCUCCCUUCGCCGCGGUUUAGAUCCGAGUUUGGGAGAAACAGCCUCCCUAAGUUAAACAAAAAAGCACUCUACUUCAGUUUCCAAUCUUUUUCUCUCCAGUCAUGGCAGGAUCCGCACCCGAAGGCACACAGUUUGAUGCACGUCAGUUCGACCAGAAGUUGAACGAUGUCCUUGAGGGACAGGAUGAGUUCUUCACCUCUUACGAUGAGGUUCACGACAGCUUUGACGCCAUGGGUCUUCAAGAAAAUCUCCUCAGGGGUAUCUACGCUUAUGGUUUUGAGAAGCCCUCUGCGAUUCAGCAAAGAGGAAUCGUCCCUUUCUGCAAGGGCCUCGACGUGAUCCAACAGGCCCAGUCCGGUACCGGCAAAACCGCAACGUUCUGCUCCGGCGUCCUUCAGCAGCUGGACUUCACCAUCGUCCAGUGCCAGGCCCUCGUCCUCGCACCAACCAGAGAGCUCGCCCAGCAGAUUGAAAAAGUCAUGAGAGCACUCGGCGACUACCUCGGCGUCAAGGUCCACGCCUGCGUCGGCGGAACCAGCGUCCGUGAGGACCAGCGUAUCCUCCAAGCCGGCGUCCACGUCGUCGUGGGAACCCCCGGCCGCGUCUUCGACAUGCUCAAGAGACAGUCCCUCCGCGCUGACAACAUCAAGAUGUUCGUCCUCGACGAGGCCGACGAGAUGCUCUCCCGCGGUUUCAAGGACCAGAUCUACGACAUCUUCCAGCUCCUCCCGCCCAAGAUCCAGGUCGGCGUCUUCUCGGCGACCAUGCCUCCCGAAGCUCUCGAGAUCACGAGGAAGUUCAUGAGCAAGCCGGUGAGGAUCCUGGUGAAGCGAGACGAGCUCACCCUGGAAGGUAUCAAGCAGUUCUACGUCAACGUGGAGAAGGAAGACUGGAAGCUCGAGACGCUCUGCGACCUCUACGAGACGCUAGCCAUCACUCAGAGCGUCAUCUUCGUGAACACCAGGCGGAAGGUGGACUGGCUCACCGAUAAAAUGAGGGGCCGGGACCACACUGUCUCUGCCACUCACGGAGACAUGGACCAGAACACGAGAGACAUCAUCAUGAGGGAGUUCAGGUCGGGAUCCUCGCGCGUGCUUAUCACGACCGAUCUGUUGGCUCGUGGUAUCGAUGUGCAGCAGGUGUCGCUGGUGAUCAACUACGAUCUGCCGACUCAGCCGGAGAAUUACCUCCACCGUAUCGGAAGGAGUGGGAGGUUUGGGAGGAAAGGUGUGGCGAUUAACUUUGUGACCAAGGAUGAUGAGAGGAUGUUGUUUGAUAUUCAGAAGUUUUACAAUGUCGUUGUUGAGGAGCUUCCUUCUAACGUUGCUGAUCUCCUGUGAGAAGGAGAAGUUCGCUCUUGCUGUUCUAUCACACCGGAGAAGGAAAGGUUUUUUUGUUUUUGAAAGGCACAACGACUACUCUUUGAUUUGAUUUUGACACUUCUCUCUCUCUAUUUACGAACAUAUCUCUCUCUAUCUCUCUUUUCCGACCAGUUUUAUAUUUAAGAUCAUAUGGAAUGUUUAUUUCUGGUUUGUUGUUUGUCAUUUGUUUUUGUAUCCAUCAAAUCUUUUCGUGAGAGUUUUGUUUUCAAAACGUGUUUCUACUC
Molecule: messenger RNA, 1668 nt
Organism: Raphanus sativus (radish)
Lineage: Eukaryota; Viridiplantae; Streptophyta; Magnoliopsida; Brassicales; Brassicaceae
Product: eukaryotic initiation factor 4A-1-like
Exons: 4
Coding region: 164-1402 (412 amino acids)
Biological process (GO): cytoplasmic translational initiation
Cellular component (GO): cytoplasmic stress granule
Molecular function (GO): RNA helicase activity; ATP binding; translation initiation factor activity
Source: RefSeq, a predicted model, not a curated record